CUGGGCCGUUGCGGGAUGUGGCGGCAUGCGGGGCAGCUGUGGCGCGUGGCGAGGCCGUGGGGGCGGAGCGGGGGCUGGGCGGCCGCCUCGGCGGCGCCGGUUGGCGCGGGCUGGGGCUGGGGCUUGGGGCUGACGGACGCGGUGCCCGUGCACUGGGCGGAGGGCGGGCUGCAGGCGCUGCAGGCGGCCACGGGGCUGCCCUGGUGGGGCAGCAUCGUCUGUGCCAGCGUCGCGCUGCGCACCGCGCUCACGCUGCCGUUGGCCGCGCACCAGGGCGUCGUCGUGGCCAAGUUAGAAAAUUUGCGGCCUGAAAUAGAAAACCUAGCAAAGCAUCUUCGCUAUGAAGUUGCAGUUUUUGGAAAGCAACAGGGUUGGUCUGAAAAGGUUUCCAGGUUCCAUUUCAAGAAAAACCUACGAAGAAUUAUUUCAGAAUUAUAUGUUCGAGACAACUGCCAUCCCUUCAAAGUCAGUUUGCUAAUGUGGGUUCAGAUUCCCGUGUGGUUCUGCGUGUCCAUUGCUUUGCGCAACUACAGUGUAGGUGCUGUAGACUCUGAAGUUCAGGAACAGUUUUGUUCGGGUGGAAUUCUGUGGUUUACAGACCUCACUGUACCAGAUUCUACAUGGAUUUUGCCAGUUGCGCUUGGGCUCCUCAAUUUGUUAAUAGUGGAGAUCUUUUCUUUUAGAAACCAUGAGCUAUCCAGGUUCCAGAAGUUGGCUACCAUCUUGGGUCGAGGGAUGUGUGUAGUAAUGAUCCCUAUUGCUGCUACAGUCCCUUCAUCUAUGGCUUUGUAUUGGUUGUCCUCCAGCUUCAUGGGACUCUUGCACAACCUGUUGCUGCUCUCUCCUACUUUUCGUCAACUGUGCCACAUACCAAAGACCAAAUCCUGUUCUGACACUCCUUACAGGGAUAUUGUCUCUGCAUUUUAUGCCAGACGCUUCUUAAAGUGAUUCAUUUUGUCCUGUUGGAAGAGCUACUCCAUAAAAGCAACGAGGGUCAUUGAGAAUAAAGUACUGAAAUGUAUAUUUAAUUGUAUACUGCUGCCUUUAGAAUUAUGUUUAUGUCCCUAACCAAGUAGUGGUUGUCUGAUAUCAUGAGAAAUGCACUGGGUAUUUUUGAUUGCUUGGCAGGCUAGAUUUUGUUUCAAGGAUGAUGUUUUGUAAGUAUGUAAGCAAGAUGGGAUGAAGAUGGAUGUUAAAUAAAACUGGAUGAUGGAA
Alligator mississippiensis (American alligator) is the source of this 1215-nucleotide messenger RNA. RefSeq names its product cytochrome c oxidase assembly protein COX18, mitochondrial. Gene Ontology annotation, biological process: mitochondrial respiratory chain complex IV assembly; protein insertion into mitochondrial inner membrane from matrix. Bases 16 to 948 code for a protein of 310 amino acids. Gene Ontology annotation, molecular function: membrane insertase activity. Lineage: Eukaryota; Metazoa; Chordata; Crocodylia; Alligatoridae. The record is from RefSeq and is a predicted model, not a curated record. The transcript is spliced from 6 exons. Gene Ontology annotation, cellular component: mitochondrial inner membrane.